Molecule: messenger RNA, 501 nt
Organism: Sarcophilus harrisii (Tasmanian devil)
Lineage: Eukaryota; Metazoa; Chordata; Mammalia; Dasyuromorphia; Dasyuridae
Source: the annotation of a RefSeq genome assembly
AUGGAAACGAUGCUUAUUUUUGUAUUGUCUUUAAUGCUAAUUUUUGGGUUUGUGGCAUUUGCUUCUAAACCUUCUCCUGUGUAUGGGGGCUUGAGUCUUGUAGUCAGUGGGGGUUUAGGUUGUGCUAUCAUUGUUAGUUUGAAUAGCACGUUUUUGGGGUUAAUUGUGUUUUUGAUUUAUUUAGGAGGUAUAUUAGUAGUGUUUGGUUAUACUGCUGCUAUGGCGACUGAAGAGUAUCCUGAAAGUUGGGUAGAUAAUAUGGUAGCUUUUAGUAUGUUGUUAUUGAGUUUGUUAAUAGAAAUGGUUUGAUUAAUGGUGUCAGGAGAGGUAGAAGUGGUGAUGGCUGUUGAGUUAUUUGAUUCAUUAGGGAAUUAUUGUGUCGGUCAGGAUUGGAAUGGGGUAUCUUUGUUGUAUGGUUGCGGUGGUUGGGCUAUAGUAUUAUUAGGUUGAAUUUUGUUUAUUACCAUUUUGGUAGUUUUGGAGGUUAUUCGGGGUUUGUAG